GAGUAUUAUUAUGACGAUCAGACAGACAUGGAAACCGAGUUUUCUGUGGAUAUAUUCGAGCAAGCGGAUUCAGUGCGGUUCUGGGUGCAGGUGAACGUAGAGCGACAAUUACAAGUAGGAAGAUGGGAAUAUUUGUGGUUUUAUUAA
Messenger RNA from Angiostrongylus costaricensis, 147 nucleotides. Lineage: Eukaryota; Metazoa; Nematoda; Chromadorea; Rhabditida; Metastrongylidae. The record is from the annotation of a GenBank genome assembly.